Molecule: messenger RNA, 828 nt
Organism: Parascedosporium putredinis
Lineage: Eukaryota; Fungi; Ascomycota; Sordariomycetes; Microascales; Microascaceae
Source: the annotation of a GenBank genome assembly
AUGGAACCCCGAGGUGCAAGGAACCGAGCAUCCAAGAUUGCGGAAAUGUACAUACCCGUCCUCAUCCCCACCCUUCAAUUCUGGGUGACCUGGCAGUGGCCCACGGCGGCCGUGCUCACUGUUCUCCUUUCCCUCUUCGCCGCGCAGACCGCGGCCGCCGGGAUUAUCCAGCAACGAGCCCUCGUCCAUGAAUGGAUUUCCAUUGACAGCGGCGGUACACCAAUCACCCACACCCCCGAGGUAAAGACGAAGAACGGCGCCGUAUCGACCGUCGUCAGCGUACCAUAUAUCCUGACUGGAACCGUCUACACCGUGUCGGGCUCUGCUGGCCUCAUCACCUGGGACACAACAUUCUUCGCAGGUGACCAACAAGACUCUGAGAUCAGGGUCGAGGUGCGGUGGACUCCUUCUAAUACGUCAGUCACGAGCUUCAAUGUCCGCGCUGGCAAUGGCUACGUCCCCAUGCUCGUGACCGAGGCCUUUAUGCGUGGAACUAGCAAAAACGACAAGGCAUUGCACAUGGUCAUGUUCUAUACAGAGGAAUCCGGCGAAGCCAAAGAGACGGAAGGUCCUACCAUCUACGCCACUACCGAGGAAAUCUCGGUUGUCGACAUUGUCAAGCGUCCCGGUCGAAAGGGAGUGCACCCGGCAGCCAUCGCCGUACCCGUCGUUGUAGCCGUGUUAGCUCUCGGCGUAGGAUUCUUCUGUCUAUGGAGGAAGAACAAGGACAAGCUUGUGCUCUCGCGCAUCCGGAGGCGGUCCAGCCAAGGCUACGGCGUGAGCAAAAGCCGAACCCAAAGGGUGCCGCGCCCGAGGAUGGCGCCGUAG